GCCCGCGCCGCCUCAUGAGUCAUGACCCUUGACCCGAGCUGAGCUGAGCAGCGUUCAAACAUUCAAACCCUAGACGAGGCCCCUUGCAACGGUCGGAUCCAUUCCCAUAUAAUAUCCCUCCGCCCCCGACCUCCUCAGCAUCCCAUUUUUGCUCUAUUCGCCACCCACAAAUCCACUGCAGCCAGCGCAUCAGGAGAAGAAGGUAAGAGACGAGGGGGGAGAUGGAGGCGGCGGCCAUGGAUUUCCACACGCUCUCGCGCCGGGAGCUCCAGGCGCUGUGCAAGCGCAACGGCCUCCGCGCCAACAUGACCAACGCCGCCAUGGCCGAGGCGCUCCAGGGGCUAACCUCGGUCGACGGGAUCGACGAAAUCGGCACCAGUCUCUGUCUCCCGACGCCAGGACGGUCGGCGAUGAAGUCGGCGGCGAAGAUGGUGGCCGUGGCCGUCGAGGAGCAGCAGCACGGUAGCCCGCUCCCCCGCGGCCGCCGCGUAUCGGUGAAACCACCAGAGGCCAUCCGGAUGGAGGUUGAAGAGGGGGAGGACGAGAUGAAGGAGAUCGUGAAGACUCCCGGCGUGGCGCUGCGCAGCACUCGCCGCGGCACUCGGGCCACUCCCGCGCCGCUUCCUACUCCGGUGGCGGCGUGCAGUACGCGCGCAACAGCGGGGAGGACCGCCGCUCGUAAGACGCGCGACGUGGCGCCGACCCCAGCCACCCGGAGGAGCCAGAGGACAGCGUCUCGCAAGGCCGCGGGGGCUGUUGAGGUGGACCGACGCGCCGAAGAUGUAUCCGAGGAAAAGACGUCGGAUAUGACGAUAGCUUUGGAUCAGGAAGCUGAGGUGUUAGCGGCCGCAUCAAAGGAGGAGAAGGUUCAGCAAGACGAAAAGAAAGCUGCUGUUUCAGAUGUGAAAUGUGAUGACCCAAAGGAGGAGGACAAGGUGCAGCAAGAGGAACCAAAAGAUGUUGCCUCAGAUGUGAAAAUUGAUGACCCAGAGCAGGAGGAAGUUGCCAAUAAAGAUGAGGAAUCGGAGGAGGGCGACGAAGAUGUUUCGGUUAAGAGCUGCAAUGAUCCUAAGGUGGAUGAAGUGGUUGUUGUCAUAGGGGAACAAUCAACAAAGUCCCAUGAUGGGAUUGUGAAAGAGCAGGAACCUAUCAGUGUUGAGAAAUCUGCUCACUUGACGGUCAUGGAGGAUUCAACAAUCCUAGGUGUCAUUGAGGACUUGGCUGAAUUGUCACCUGCAAGGGAGAUGCCUGAUGAGAUCAUUCCUGUUACUGAAGAUAAUGAAGUGGCCAUCAAUGAGGAGACCAUCAAGGAAGAUGAUUUUGCUGACGCUAUUCAGACUGAUCCUACUCCAAAGGAGAUUAAUCUAACUGCUGCGGGGGAAGAUAAGAUCAUUGAAGGCAAAGAAGGUGCUGAUGAUAAGAUGCCACAGGCUGCUGAAACUAGUGAACAUGAUGAGGACACUGAAUUUAAAGAAGGGGCAGCUGAUGAGGUGCUGCAGGCUGAGCUGGCAGACAAUGAAACAAGUGAUGGUGAAGAUGACCGUACUGAAGUGAGAGAAGGGGCUGCUGCUAAGACGUUGCAGGGUGAACUGACAGACGAUGAGACUAGUGAAGAUGACCUCCAUGAAGAUGAAGAAUGGGCUUCAGAUGAUGAGGAAACUGCCUCUAGUGACGAGAGCGAUGAAGGUACUGAGUCCAAUGAAGGGAGUUACAUUGCUGAUGCAGUGCAGAUGUUGCAGGGAACUGGGAUAGUGGAAGUGGCCGACGAAGAUGCCUCUACUGAAGAUGAUUUCAGUGGCGACCUACCACCAGAGUUUGACAAUAUCAUGAUAUUCCGUGAUGCUGAAACUGAUAGUGACAGUGUUCCUCCAGCGCUCGAGGAAAACCAGGCUGUUGCAUUUGCAACCAAAGCUGCAGAGUCCCUAGGUGAUUCUGCCAUGAAUGCAGAGCAUUAUGAGGGUCCUGAGGAGGCUGAUGCUACUGAAAAAACAAUGAAAGUGGUUGAGGACAUUGUGAAGUCCCUGGAUGAAUCCUCCUUCAAGGAGGGAGAAUCAAAGGAGACGCAAAAGAAGCAGCCGCAGGAUUAUGAUAUCAUGAGCCUAAUAAAGCUUAGAAGCACGUACAAGAAAUGUCUUAUUGCCCGAAAGGAGGGGAAGAGGCCUCCUCUCGAGGAGGUGGAUGGGAACGCCUGCAUUGACCACUGAACAGAACAAGCUGUGUCAGUCACAAAAUUUUCGUGAGGAUGGCAGCUGCCACGACGGGAUUGAAUAGAGGAAUGCUCUGGUUGUGAAGUGAUAACUAAGGCUACCUUCAAGGCUUAAUGAUCAAGGGUUAAUGAAACUGUGGUUUCAGCCAACCAACCUGCAAUUCCUGUGGUUUUUGUCCAUGUUGAUUAACUAGUACGAAUGCCAAGUUCCUUGAAAGUUAUACAAAUCCGUUAAUGUUCAGAUGGCAUUCAGCAUGCUCCAUGUGCUGCAUGCCAACAUAUCAUUCGGCAAAUUGGCAAUGCAAACUAGAAUUGCUAACGCAGAGUGAAUUUUCUAGCCUGUUCGUUUUUUUUUCCGUGGAACCUGUUUCCCUUUGUAUGUCAUCGUUGAAUACAAGCCUUUGGACGGCCCAGCUCAGAUGCUACUCGGCCCAGUUUACGA
Messenger RNA from Zea mays, 2648 nucleotides. RefSeq names its product protein starmaker. NCBI's taxonomy places the organism in Eukaryota, Viridiplantae, Streptophyta, Magnoliopsida, Poales, Poaceae. The record is from RefSeq and is a predicted model, not a curated record. The transcript has 7 exons. The coding region runs from base 222 to 2204 and encodes 660 amino acids.